UGGGCGGGGCCUUGAGAGGCCGGCCGGGGGCGGGGCAGCUGGCGGGUCGGCGCGGGCCCAGCCGUGCGUGCUCACGUGACGGGUCCGCGAGGCCCAGCUCGCGCAGUCGUUCGGGUGAGCGAAGAUGGCGGCCGAGAGGGAACCUCCUCCGCUGGGGGACGGGAAGCCCACCGACUUUGAGGAUCUGGAGGACGGAGAGGACCUGUUCACCAGCACUGUCUCCACCCUAGAGUCAAGUCCAUCAUCUCCAGAACCAGCUAGUCUUCCUGCAGAAGAUAUUAGUGCAAACUCCAAUGGCCCAAAACCCACAGAAGUUGUAUUAGAUGAUGACAGAGAAGAUCUUUUUGCAGAAGCCACAGAAGAAGUUUCUUUGGACAGCCCUGAAAGGGAACCUAUCCUAUCCUCGGAACCUUCUCCUGCAGUCACACCUGUCACUCCUACUACACUCAUUGCUCCUAGAAUUGAAUCAAAGAGUAUGUCUGCUCCCAUGAUCUUUGAUAGAUCCAGGGAAGAGAUUGAAGAAGAAGCAAAUGGAGAUAUUUUUGACAUAGAAAUUGGUGUAUCAGAUCCAGAAAAAGUUGGUGAUGGCAUGAAUGCCUAUAUGGCAUAUAGAGUAACAACAAAGACAUCUCUUUCCAUGUUCAGUAAGAGUGAAUUUUCAGUGAAAAGAAGAUUCAGCGACUUUCUUGGUUUGCACAGCAAAUUAGCAAGCAAGUAUUUACAUGUUGGUUAUAUUGUGCCACCGGCUCCAGAAAAGAGUAUAGUAGGGAUGACCAAGGUCAAAGUGGGUAAAGAAGACUCAUCAUCUACUGAGUUUGUAGAAAAACGGAGAGCAGCUCUUGAAAGGUAUCUUCAAAGAACAGUAAAACAUCCAACUUUACUACAGGAUCCUGAUUUAAGGCAGUUCUUGGAAAGUUCAGAGCUGCCUAGAGCAGUUAAUACACAGGCUCUGAGUGGAGCAGGAAUAUUGAGGAUGGUGAACAAGGCUGCCGACGCUGUCAACAAAAUGACAAUCAAGAUGAAUGAAUCGGAUGCAUGGUUUGAAGAAAAGCAGCAGCAAUUUGAGAAUCUGGAUCAGCAACUUAGGAAACUUCAUGCCAGUGUUGAAGCCUUGGUCUGUCAUAGAAAAGAACUUUCAGCCAACACAGCUGCCUUUGCUAAAAGUGCUGCCAUGUUAGGUAAUUCUGAGGAUCAUACAGCUUUAUCUAGAGCUUUGUCUCAGCUUGCAGAGGUUGAGGAGAAGAUAGACCAGUUACAUCAAGAACAAGCUUUUGCUGACUUUUACAUGUUUUCAGAACUACUUAGUGACUACAUUCGUCUUAUUGCUGCAGUGAAAGGUGUGUUUGACCAUCGAAUGAAGUGCUGGCAGAAAUGGGAAGAUGCUCAAAUUACUUUGCUCAAAAAACGUGAAGCUGAAGCAAAAAUGAUGGUUGCUAACAAACCAGAUAAAAUACAGCAAGCUAAAAAUGAAAUAAGAGAGUGGGAGGCGAAAGUGCAACAAGGGGAAAGAGAUUUUGAACAGAUAUCUAAAACGAUUCGAAAAGAAGUGGGAAGAUUUGAGAAAGAACGAGUGAAGGAUUUUAAAACCGUUAUCAUCAAGUACUUAGAAUCACUAGUUCAAACACAACAACAGCUGAUAAAAUACUGGGAAGCAUUCCUACCUGAAGCCAAAGCCAUUGCCUAGCAAUAAGAUUAUUGCCGUUAAGAAGACCUUGGAUGUUGUUCCAGUUAUGCUGAAUUCCACAGUGAAAUCAUUUGAAACCAUCUAAAUAAACCACUAUAUAUUUUAUGAAUUACAUGUGGUUUUAUAUAUAUACACACACACACACACACACACACACACACACACUGUGACAUUUUGUUACAAGCUGCAUGUCCUGACCCUCUUUGAAUUAAGUGGACUGUGGCAUGACAUUCUGCAAUAGUUUGCUGAAUUGAACACUACUGUGUCUUAAAUACUUGCACUAAAUAGUGCACUGCAAGACCAGAAAAUUUUACAAUAUUUUUUCUUUACAGUAUGUUCUGUAGUAUGUUUACCCUCUUUAUGAAGUGAAUUAUCAAUGCUUUGAAUAAUGUUCACUUACACAUUCCUGUACAGAAAUUACGAUUUUGUGAUUACAGUAAUAAAAUGAUAUUCCUUGUGAAA
Molecule: messenger RNA, 2146 nt
Organism: Symphalangus syndactylus (siamang)
Lineage: Eukaryota; Metazoa; Chordata; Mammalia; Primates; Hylobatidae
Gene: SNX2
Product: sorting nexin 2
Biological process (GO): early endosome to Golgi transport; intracellular protein transport
Cellular component (GO): endosome membrane; endosome; retromer complex
Molecular function (GO): phosphatidylinositol binding
Source: RefSeq, a predicted model, not a curated record